GGAAGAAAGUUCUUUUGCUCUUCAUCAUCCACUUUUAGCAAAAAUCAAACAAGAUGGCAAAACAAGCAAAGAGGACGAAAAAGUUUAUCAAGAAUAAACUUGACAGUUCAUUGAAGAAUCGAAAAGAGAACAAGAAAAAAUCUGCUCAGAUAGAAAGGUCGAAGAAAAAUAAAGAAGCAAGAACUGCGUUUAAGGGAUCUUCGAACGGCAAUCAUGCAUCAGAACAAGAUCUGACUGUCGAAGCAGGAUCUGAUGAAGAUGCAGAAGAUGUUGAUGAAAUUGCUAAGCCCCGAAAAGCAGGUGGAAGGAUGACUGUUGAUGAAUUUAUGGGUGGAGGAUUUAAAGGAUUGGAAGGAGCUGGAAAAGGGGAGGCCGAAGAUGAAAGUGAUGAGGAUGACGAAGAAGAGGAUUACGAUAGCGAUGACGACGAUUUAGAAGAUGUUGAAGACCUUUCUGACGAAGAAGAUGAAGGCCGCGAUCAUGCGCAAGACUUGGCAAAAUUGGCAGAACGGGAUCCGGAGUUCUUCAAGUAUCUACAAGAGAACGAUCAAGAGCUACUGCAAUUCGGUGGAGAAGAGGAGGGAAAUGAUGGCUCAGAAGAUGAAGAAGAUGUUGAGAUGACUGACAAGAAGGGCAAGGGUAAAGCUGUGUCCGAAAGUAGGUCGGAGAAUGUGACAUCAGAUAUGCUCAAACAAUGGCAAAAGAGUAUCUUGACCACACAUUCACUUCGAGCUUUCCGAAAGUUGCUAUUGGCUUUCCGUGCUGCUGCUCACAUGGGCGCUGAUGAUGCUGCUAAUCUCGCAUAUUCAGUCAACAAUGCAGCUGUGUUCAACAAGCUAAUUAUGACAACGCUUAAAUACGUUCCUGUCGUUUUGCAACAUCAUAUCGGAUACAAGCAGCUCCCUUCGGGCAAAUACAAAUUGCCAUCUAAUAGCAAGAAGUUUGCCGCCCUUCAAAAAUCUGUUCAAAGCUUCUUUUUGAGCUUACACCGUCUCUUGCGAACGUUACCCGAACAUAAACUGCUUUACGUCUGUGUAGAUGAAAGCGCAAAGAUGAUCCCAUACAUCUUGCAAAACAGAAGAGUUGCUCGUCAGCAUGCAAAGAUCUUGCUAGAGUUAUGGUCAACGGCUGAAGAAAAUGUUCGAAUUGCAGCUUUCUUGUCGCUAAGAAAGAUGGCAGCUGCAGGCGAUGAAGCUUUGUUGGAGUUGUGCUUACAUGGCGCUUAUCGUGGUAUCGUUCGUGGAUCAAAGGCAAUGACGGUACAUUCUUUGGCCAAUAUCAAUUUGAUGAAAAAUUCGGCAAGUGAACUUUUCUCGAUUGAUUUGAAUGCAAGUUAUCAGCAAGCAUUUGGUUUCAUUCGACAAUUGGCAAUCCAUUUGCGUGCAUGUUUGAAGAAUAAAACACAAGAGUCUUACCAGGCUGUGUACAAUUGGCAAUACGUUCACUGCAUUGACUUUUGGUCGAUCGUUUUGGCAACGACGUGCGAUAAAGAAAGAGUUGCCGAACAAGGUCAAGCAAGUAUUAUGCAGCCACUGAUUUAUCCCUUAGUACAGGCUGCCACUGGUGCAAUUGGUCUUAUCCCAACUUCAAGAUAUUUCCCAUUGCGUCUUCACAUCGUUCAAUCCUUGCUCCGAUUGAUGCAAAGAACAGGCACAUAUAUCCCCUUGGCACCAAUUCUUUUGGAAAUGCUAGACGCUCCCGAAUUUAUGCCUCGUAAAUCAAAAGCAUCUACUGCAUUACCUCUACAAAUGGAUUUGCUCAUUCGAGCACCCAAAUCACAUUUACGCACAAAAGUCUACGCUGAUCAAUUGGCAGAAGAUUUAUCUUUCCGUUUAUUGGAGUUCUUGGCCACCUUGUCACGAAGUAUCGCAUUCCCCGAAUUGGUCAUUCCGAUUCUAUCGGCUCUGCGAAGAUCGAUCAAAACGGCAAAAGGUCAACAAAACAGCAAUAAGAAUUCAAGAGAUCAAUCUAAAUUUGUGGGAACGUUACGUAACCUGAUCGAAAAGAUUGAAAGACAUUCUGAUCAAAUUCGAUCGAACAGGAAUGGGGUAGAAUUUGCACCAAGGGAUCAAGAUCAAGUGGCCAAAUUCUUAUCAGAUCAUAAACAAGAAUUACCAGUUGAGGCAGCCUUGCGUUUAGCACGUAAAGUCCGAACGGACAAAGAGGCUCUAUUAAAGCAAAGUCAAAUUGAGGUUUCACAGGAUGGAGAAGAAGAAGCAUCAGAAGACGAAGAAAUGAGCGAUCUGGAGGAGGACUUGGAAUUAGACGAAGAUGAAGAAGACUGAGCCGAUGAGAUAGAG
Messenger RNA from Meira miltonrushii, 2300 nucleotides. RefSeq names its product nucleolar complex protein 2. NCBI's taxonomy places the organism in Eukaryota, Fungi, Basidiomycota, Exobasidiomycetes, Exobasidiales, Brachybasidiaceae. Gene Ontology annotation, biological process: ribosomal large subunit biogenesis. The record is from RefSeq and is a predicted model, not a curated record. Bases 54 to 2285 code for a protein of 743 amino acids. Gene Ontology annotation, cellular component: Noc1p-Noc2p complex; Noc2p-Noc3p complex; nucleoplasm. The transcript has a single exon.